Messenger RNA from Daucus carota subsp. sativus, 1305 nucleotides. RefSeq names its product zinc finger CCCH domain-containing protein 20-like. The transcript has a single exon. NCBI's taxonomy places the organism in Eukaryota, Viridiplantae, Streptophyta, Magnoliopsida, Apiales, Apiaceae. Bases 58 to 1077 code for a protein of 339 amino acids. Gene Ontology annotation, molecular function: metal ion binding. The record is from RefSeq and is a predicted model, not a curated record.
AACACUGUAAUACCAUGUCUGAACCUCAAACAACACACGUAACAACCAAACACAAACAUGAUCAUCGGACUCUCUCAUCUCUCUCAUCGUUCAUAUCCAACUGUGCAUGUUCCACCCUACGAUAUUGUCGAUGAUCUAACGGCUAAUAUUCAUUCAUCAUUCUCCGUCAGCCAUUAUUCUUAUGACGUCAGCCCUAACGCUUUGUCGGAGACGGAUGACUACGAUAUUCCCGUGGAUGUGUCCACAUGCGAUCAUUUCCGUAUUUAUGUGUUUAAAGUGAAGAGAUGCGCGCGUGGGAAGUCACAUGACUGGACGGAGUGUCCGUACGCUCAUCCCGGCGAGAAGGCUCGCCGGAGAGAUCCCCGGAAGUUUCGUUACUCCGGCACGGCGUGCCCGGAGUAUAAGAGAGGGGAGUGUUUUAGAGGUGACGCGUGUGAGUACGCGCAUGGGGUGUUCGAGUGCUGGUUGCAUCCGACUCGGUAUCGGACUCAGCCGUGUAAAGACGGCGUUUUGUGUCACCGGAAAAUAUGUUUUUUUGCGCACACUGCUGAUCAGCUUCGCUUAUUGGGCAAUGGUGACGACUCGCCGAGUCGACUCAGUGGGUCGCCGAGUCAACUCGGUGGUGACUCGUUCAUGCAGAAGUCGUGUUUGUAUUCUCCAACUUCAACUCUGUAUGCCCUACAAAAUGAGUCACCUCCGGUGUCGCCUUGUGGGUCGGUUGGGUUCAACUCGGUGAGUGAACUCAGUGAGUCAAUGAGGGGUUUGUUAAUGGGAAAGAGUGGUAGCAUGAGUAAAAUGAGUCCACCUUCAUGGGAUGGACUCGGGUCGGGUCGGCAAUGUUCUGUGCUCCGACCCGGGUUUAGUGGUUUAUCGGUUUCUCCGACUCGGAAGAUGACUCGGUCUGGACUCGGUGAGUUGGAUUUAUGGGGAGAGGAGCCAGCUAUGGAGAGAGUGGAGUCUGGGAGGGAUGUUCGUGCGAAAAUGUAUGCCAAGCUGAGUAAGGAGAACUCGCUGGACCGAGUUGACUCAGUCGGAUCGGGUUAUAAUAUGGGAUGGAUCUCGGAGCUUGUACAAUAAAAUGUGAAUGUGCCGACCCGAUGGGCUAACAUUUUGGUUUAUUACUUUAUGAUUUUUCCACUGGUGUUAUUACCGUCACAGGGGUUAUAGUUUUUGGUAAAGCAUUUUUGAUUGUAAAUAAGUAGUAAAACAUGAUUUUUAAUUUCUAAUUUGAAGCAUUUUAAUUUCUGUUUGCAAUGUAAUCUGGGUCGAAUCUUAAUGAUAAUGCUACUUUGGUUUUUGUUGUUA